Molecule: messenger RNA, 1031 nt
Organism: Arachis ipaensis
Lineage: Eukaryota; Viridiplantae; Streptophyta; Magnoliopsida; Fabales; Fabaceae
Source: RefSeq, a predicted model, not a curated record
CAACUCAUGUACUCAUGUACUCAUGUAACUGGGGUAUGCCGGUGUCCUUUUUGCAUGUUAAUUUAUAUUAUUAUGUACACAUUAAUUGUUAUUACUUCGUUAUAAUUCGAAUGCAGUUGGGAAAGAUAUCUCGGGUAAGUCGUUUCACGAAGAAAGCCCAUGUAGACACAGCAUGUCAGCAGCCUCAAGUGGGAGGUCAUGCGGCUUCAACUUCGCAGAGAGCGGACUGCCCAAUUCCGCCGCCCAGUGGCAGUAGUGCCCCCACAUCCUCGUCUUUACGCCCCUUUCGUCCACCCCGAACCGAACCACUGCCUGCUCCACAGGCUUCCAUGAAUGAUGUUGAAAACUCGGGGCCGGACGCCGAGGCAGAUGAGGUAGAUUCUUUUGACCAACAUGUUGAUAACCUUUUAGCUGCACAGGAUGCUCAGAAGCGCAAGGGACGCAAGACCACAGAAUUUUGGGAUGUUAAGACAAUUGAAUCCGAUGGCACAAUCAAACAGGUCAAACUGAGUGUGAAGGAAGCUAUGAAGCCACCUAACGAAAGAAAGGUUGUACUCAGGUUUAACAGUGCACUGCAACCAGUUGGGGAUGAAGCAGGUUUACUGAGCGGCAUUAUGGGACUGCUAGGAUCUGACUACACCAAAUUCCCAAUCGGCGAGAGGGACUGGAGAAAGGUUCGCACCAGGGAGAAGGUCUAUAAUGAAAUAGUAAAGGAAAUGUUCCAUUUUGAAGAAGAUAGUAGAGGAAUUAUAAAGUCUGUAAUAUUCAAGAUGCUGGGAAGGGCUUGGAAGGAAACGAGAAGCAGAUUAUACCAUCACUACUAUGACGCAGAACUUUCACUUGCAGCAAAUAUUGAAAACCGCCCAGAUGGAAUUACUGCGGAACAUUGGAGAAAGUUUCUCGAUUAUCGCAAUAGCGAAGAGACACAGGAGAAGUGUAAAAAAAAUGCCGAGAAUCGAUCAAAGCAGCUUUACACCCACAUCGGCGGAUCAAAAAGCUUGGCAAGGCUCGGAGAAGAAGAGGUAAUCUAA